Messenger RNA from Phaeoacremonium minimum UCRPA7, 714 nucleotides. Its product is annotated as putative transmembrane transporter-like protein. The transcript has 2 exons. The coding region runs from base 1 to 714 and encodes 237 amino acids. NCBI's taxonomy places the organism in Eukaryota, Fungi, Ascomycota, Sordariomycetes, Togniniales, Togniniaceae. The record is from RefSeq and is a predicted model, not a curated record.
AUGUAUCUCUCGUUAUGCGGCACUUUCAACUCGGUCUACCUAAACUCGCGCAGCCGUGCUCUAGCCAAUCUUGCCUAUUGGAUCAUGCAAAUUGUAGGAGCUCUUGUAAUCACAGCUGUGACUGAUGCCAAAGGUUAUCAGCGUCGGCACCGUGCUUUUGGGGCCAUUUGCGUUGUCGCCGCUGUCAUUGGCGGAACAUGGAUUGCCAUGAUCACAUUUCUCUCAGUCAAUAAAAUUGACCGAAAUGACCCUCGAGGUGUUGACUGGACCGAUGGGUCAGCCUUUGCAGGUCCUCUAGUUAUCUACAUGUUCUUCGGAAUGUGCUACCCUCUCUUCCAAAACUUCCAUCACUGGCUGUACUCAACAUUCUCCAAUGAGCCCCAUAUAUUGGCACGCUACAGUGGUUACUUCAAAGGUGUACAAGCGUUUGGUACUGCAACUGCCUUUGGGAUCGACUCUCGCAAGACUCCUUUGAUCAAUAUGGGGGCAGCGUAUUUCCCACUAAUGAUGGUAGGAUUGAUACUGUCAGCUAUUUCUGCAUUCAAGUACACAACGAACACAAACUACGGCAAGGAGGUUGGCGUUAUUGUUCCGGCAGCCUUUGAGAGAGAGCUUGGGGUCCACACGGAUGACGGCACACUGGAAAUUGCAGGUGUUGCGGUGCCUCAAGAGGCACAAGGGGAGAAUCACGAGAAGCAAGAUCAGCACAUCUAA